UUUUUAUUUUACCGUUGCAGAGAAGAAUUUAUUCAAGCACUUCUUAUCGACUACGACAGUAGAAUACAACCAAAUUUUGAAAAUGAUUCCUAUACCGAUGUAAACGUCAGCCUCUUCAUCAACAGUGUAGACUCCAUCAGUGAGCAGACAAUGGAUCUUCAGCUGAACAUGUUCAUACAACAAGAAUGGAUAGACGCCCGUCUACAGUUUUACGAACUCAUCGACUCGGCAUAUCUCGAACUCGACUCCAAAUUGAUUGAUCUGAUCUGGGUUCCUGACCUCUACGUUACCAACGAAAAGAAGGCGUCAUUUCAUGACGUGACAGUGCCCAACAAAAUGCUCCACCUUUACGAGAACGGUCGGAUCGUGUAUCGAUUACGGGUGUCCAUUACCACCUCAUGUCCGAUGAAGCUCCACAAGUACCCACUAGACUCUCAAAUUUGUGCGCUCUACAUGCAAAGUUUUGCCUUUACCAGAAACAAUUUACGAUUCCGUUGGCGUAAGGUUAAUCCGAUACAAACCAACGAAAAUAUGGAACUCCCGCAAUUUGAUCUCACUGAGCACCACGUUUCGGAAUGUUUAAGCUUUGGAGGUGAUACUGCAGGUAACUUUACGUGCAUUCAGAUGCAAAUGCAUUUCGACAGGAACAUCGGCUAUUUUGUCAUACAAGUCUACAUCCCCACCAUACUUAUAGUGCUUCUCUCCUGGGUAUCCUUCUGGCUCAGUAUUGACGCGGUCCCAGCUCGAAUCUCACUUGGAAUUCUCACAGUUCUUACACUUACCAACCAGAGGACAAACCUAGCGUCGUCCGUACCGCAGGUUUCAUAUAUCAAGGCACUUGAUGUGUGGAUGGCUGUGUGCUUAGGAUUCGUCUUUGCCGCCAUGUUGGAAUACGCCCUGGUCAAUGUCAUGGAGCGGAAGGACGUGAAGAAAAGUGACAGUUUUGAUCCCGAUUUAUCCAAAGUGAAAGUUCGGAAACGAGGAGAGCGAAUCGAUCGGAUUUCCAGGCUUGCCUUCCCGCUGGUUUUCAUCAUAUUCUGUGCAUUGUACUGGAUAGUUUACACUGUCUAG
Messenger RNA from Ylistrum balloti, 1071 nucleotides. RefSeq names its product glycine receptor subunit alpha-2-like. The transcript is spliced from 7 exons. The record is from RefSeq and is a predicted model, not a curated record. The annotation marks the transcript as partial. Lineage: Eukaryota; Metazoa; Mollusca; Bivalvia; Pectinida; Pectinidae. Gene Ontology annotation, biological process: signal transduction; chemical synaptic transmission; regulation of membrane potential. Gene Ontology annotation, cellular component: synapse; membrane; neuron projection. Gene Ontology annotation, molecular function: chloride channel activity; extracellular ligand-gated monoatomic ion channel activity; transmembrane signaling receptor activity.